Molecule: messenger RNA, 1689 nt
Organism: Peronospora matthiolae
Lineage: Eukaryota; Oomycota; Peronosporomycetes; Peronosporales; Peronosporaceae
Source: the annotation of a GenBank genome assembly
AUGGACCGGAUCACUCGAGUGCAUGCACAGCUGAGUGCUGCAACAACUGACGCCUCAACCCGCGACGUGUUUGUGUCACCAAUACCUACUGACUGUCCACAGUCGAUCUACGACACGGUGCUCUCGCCAUCUGCAAUCGCUUUCGUGGCAGACUUGGCUGCUGCGUUUCACCACGAGGUUCAACAGCUGCACACGAGACGUGGAGCGCGACGUCUUGCAACGGAGCGACAUGGCGCAAUGCCACAUUUUCUCGAGGAAACUCGAUUGAUACGUCAAGAUGAGACGUGGCAAAUCGAUGCUCAAGUUGAAGAACUUUUGGAUCGACGGGUGGAUAUUGGAGACGUGUCUCCUGCUGACGGAGACUUGCUGCUCCAGGCACUCAACUCUGGAGCUCAGGGUGUCCAAGUCGACUUUGAUGACGGACAUUGUCCAACGUGGUACAACACGAUUCAGGGCCAUUUUAAUGUCAUGCAAGCUGCUCGGGGUGUGCUGGACGUAUCGGGGAAAACGACUGUUGAAAAUGCGGCACUUUUGGUUGUUCGUCCACGAGCGUGGAAUAUGGACGAGUCGCACAUGAUCGUGAAUGGACACGUUGUGCCUGGCGCGUUGUUUGAUUUCGGAGUGCAUCUGUUCCAGAACGGCAAACAUCUUUAUAAGAAGGGAACAGGGCCAUUCUUGUAUCUUUCGAAGCUGGAAGGAUACACGGAAGCUGCUUUAUGGAGGAAAAUCUUCGAGUACACGGAGACGAAACUCGAACUCGCACAUGGAAGCAUCAAGGCAACGGUGCUGAUUGAAAACAUCUUUGCAGCAUUUGAGAUGGAUGAGAUCCUCUUCGAGCUCCGUCACCAUUCGUCCGGCCUAAACUGCGGGAUGUGGGACUACACGGCGUCUAUUGUGACCAAUUUCCGUCAUCGGCCCGAGUUUGUUUUGCCGGACCGUCAGCAGUACGUGUCGAUGAAGUCUGAUUUCCUCAGACACUACAUGGAUCUGCUGAUACACACGUGCAAACGUCGGCAUGCACCGGCAACUACUGGUAUGGUGCCGUUCGUGCUUGCGGAGUUGCCGUGCUCACUAUCUCGGCAUGAAGCAAUUGGAAAAGCAAUAGCAGCAAAGAGAAUAGAGGCUUUAGCUGGAUCGGAUGGUGCGCUAGUGUUCGAUCCGGCUCUGGUUCAGCCUGUGGCCGAAGUAUUCUCGGCAGCGCGUACAGACACCAACACAAAUAGUGCUGCUCUUGAUGAAGCAUUGCUCAGCGAAAAGCUACUGACGCUGCCACGUGGGAGUGUAACGCUACAUUCUGUGGAGGUGAAUGUGCGUGUAGCACUUUUGUUUGUGCUUCACUGGCUGUGCGGGCGCGGCACUGUUGUCAUAGAUGGAUGUGUCGAAGAUUCCGCCACGGCCGAAAUAUCGCGGGCCCAGUUGUGGCAAUGGGUCUAUCAUCGUGUGCCAAUUUCAGGGACUUCGAGACAAGUAAAUCCCUUUCUCAUCGAGGAAAUGCUGCAGAACGUACUUCGUGAAGAGCAUCGAAAGCAACAUCCACCUCAUUGUAUCCUAGCAGCACAACAGCUCGUAUUUCUCCUGUCAACGAUGCGGUUCCCUCCUGCUUUUAUCACGACGUUUCUUCAAGAGCAAAUUGCCUGCACGAAGAACCGCAAGCAGUGGCCGCUCUUGUGUAACCGCAAACGCAAUUGA